GGUCCCAAUGUCAAGCAUUCGAUGUUUAUGUCAGGGAUCUUGGAUGAAUAAAAAAGGAUGCCUGCCACAUCAAACGCACUAACUAGAUUGGCGAGAAUGUAAACAAAAACAACAACAAAAAAGAAUCCUACUCAUAUAUAUUCAAAUUGCUGCACAUGAGCUAGUGAAGCUGAGAUGACAUGGCAUUUGGGAAUUGAAGGCAGGUUUCCUGCAUCUGAGGGAGGAUUCUUGGAACAGCCACCCACUGCACUGGCACUUGGGGUCGAUAUCGAGGGAGGGGCUUCUGAACUUGAAGCUGUGGCUGGAGGAGCCAUCUUUGCAUAGGAAAGGACCCUACUUCAGUGGGUCUGACCAAAGUGGAAGAAUGAAGCGACUUUUUUUUGUGGAGCCAGUUGUUGCCAUUUAUGCCUUUGCUUAUUUCAUGGCAUCUCCACUGCUGCAGCAGUUUGUCUACCGCCGCCUGUGGGAGGAGUUGACUAACUCCAGUUAUCCAGGCAGUGAGAAUUCUUCUGACUGCACUCCCAACAAGAGCAACGUAACCAGUGGGCAGGAGGUUGUGCAGAAGGCAGCUUCCAUAUUUUUCCUGUACACUGAUUUGUUUUCACUGAUCCCAAGCCUGUUGGUUACCUUGAUCCUGGUGGCACGCAGCGAUCGUCGGGGACGGAAGAUGACUAUACUGCUUCCUCUCAUCGGAGCUACUGUCUCCUCCCUAGCAUACUUUUUUGUGUCUUUCUUUACUUUGAAUCUGUACUUACUUUUAGUAGCUUCCUUCGUAAGCUCACUCUUUGGUGGAUUUGGAACGCUUUUGGGAGGUUGUUUCUCAUAUGUGGCUGACUUGUGUGAUAAUGCCAAGCAAAAAAAUAUUCGUAUGGCUCUGGUUGACAUGGUUAUUGGUCUGCUAUCUGGGAUAGCUUCUCUGUCCACUGGCUACUUUUUAAGGGAAAUGGGUUUUAAUUGGCCAUUUCUAACGACAGCUGUGCUUCACUGCCUUAAUAUUAUAUAUGUUAUCUUCUUCCUGGAAGAGACCGUCAAGACACCUGCUAUCAGCCACCUACAAGGGCCUGAUCCAAGCCCUUUGAAACAGCUGUUUUUUGGAGUGUAUCUGCUCUUUGCAGCAUCCAGUGCCAAAAGAAACACCAUUUUUAUCAUUUUGCUGUUAGCUUUCUCAUUUUAUAAUUUCGCAAACAUUGGCGGCCUGUCUAUUUUCAUUCUUUACGAAUUGAAUACUCCUUUAUGCUGGAGUGAAAUCCUAAUUGGGUAUGGCUCUGCUCUUUCCACAUUAAUUUUCUUGACCAGUUUUGCUGGUGUUUCCUUGUUGUCUUUCUGCCUCGAUGACAUUUACAUUGUGUUAAUUGGACUCCUGUCGGUCAUGUCAGGAAUGUUAAUGACUGCAUUUGCCAAAACCACACUGCUGAUGUUUCUAGUGAGAUUACCUUUACUUUUUGCCGUUAUGCCUGCUCCGGUGUUACGCUCCAUGAUGUCAAAGAUUGUUUUGGAUUCUGAACAGGGAGCACUGUUCGCCUGCAUUGCCUUUGUGGAAAAUUUAAGCGGCACUGUGUCGUUUGCUGUUUUUAACAGCAUUUAUGCGGCCACUGUCUCCUCGUUCUCUGGCUUCAGCUUCCUUCUGGCAGCAGGUCUGAGCCUGAUUCCAUUGGGCUUAAUGGGCAUCAUGUUCUUUUUGAGACCUCAAGUGACCCAGGAAACUCAGGGGCUUGUAACUGAAGAUGGACUCGACGAAGGAAAUGAAUAAGCAGAUCCAGUGUGUAUUUACCUUUGGGGGGGAGUCUUGUGAUUUUGUUUGUCUUGGCAGAACAUGCUGCCAAAAAUCAACUUCAUAACUCUAUAUGUACUGAAAAGAGAAUUUAAAACAACCUACAGCAGUAAAUCAAACAACAAUUUUGGAAUUAUGCAACAAAAGCACUUACAUUUUUGUGUAUUUCAUACAAAACACAGGAAAAAAAGAUUUGCAUGUUCAGUUAAAGCACGUUUAUCAACAUCUAAUUGAAAAAAAAAAAACUAUGCAAUUUACUUGUCCUUGUGAACCAGGUUUGGAAGUUCAGCUUGUUCUUCCUUUGGUGUUAUAACAAAUUACAAAUUACAAUGUUGCUGUAUUUAAAGAAAUAGUUUAUUUGUCAAAGAUAUGUAUUUCUCAACAUGGUACAGGGAAUGCUUAGUUUUUUAUGAAAUAAUUACAAUAUAGAAUACCGGUAAAGAGGCAUGCUGAAAACAACAGAGAAUAGCUGUAAACUAUACAGUAUAGGAAAUGCAAUUUCACUUAAUAAGGCAGGACAAUAAACAUAACUUGGGUUUGCUUGUAUAAGAUGCUUUUUAAUUUUUAAUUAGUUACUGUAUUUACAACAUGUCUGCACCAAGACCUAUCCGCUUAUUAUUCUCUUUUUGGAUAAAGGAAACCGCAUGUGUAGAAAAAAUAUGGAAAAGCAUUUAUCAGCAGCAGUACAGAGUUUUGAGUUAAUUACUAACAAGAGCACUGAGUGACUGAGUUACAAAUGUUGAACACACUGAAAAGCUAUGAUCUUUUAGGUGAUAACAUGUUGUUUUUGUUUGUUAUAUAGUGGUAGUUUUUCUUUUGCUUUAUACAGUACCUACGUCAUGUUUUAUUUGCUAUAAAAUAUUAAUAUAUUGUUUAAAAAAAGGCAGAAGGAUUAUUACCAGUUUCAUUGACUUUUGACUUCAUUAUAUGGGGAAGUCAUAGAAGGUACAAACAUGGCAUUGAAAUUUUUCAACAAUGCUUUUAUUUUUUUGCUUGAUUGGUUUUGUAGAUGUGCAUUGGUGUGAGUUUUGUGAUGAACGUAUUCAUUUAUAAAGCAGAUGAAGUAGAAUGUAAUGGUAGUUUUGUUGAUUAACAUACUUGAUUAAUAUUAUAAAUAUAUUAUAAAACAAAUGUGCAGUUUUAAUACUUAAUAAUAGUGGUACAGUAGGCAUUAAAAAGGCUCAUCUGGUAAAAGCAUGGCCGCGUGGUGUGCAGGGUGAGCCAUACAGUCAGGUGAGCGCAGGUUUGCAUGCUGACUGGCUUGUCUUCCUUGCUGGGGAUUUCACAAGGUGUUGCAUGGGCUCUGACACUGCUGUGGUUUAGGGAGGCAAAAUCGGCAGGGACCCUCACAGUUCUACAAUGGCCUCAGCUCGUAAGUUCAAGUGGAUACCUUUAGUCCAGGGGCUAGCCUUUGUCCCCCUGGGGUCCGCUGAAAGGAGCUGUUGAGCUCCUGGGUGUGAAGAGGUUAUUGGCUUGGCAGGGGGAUUGGGCACGCCCACAGACCUUCAGGCAUUGGGGAGGGGGUUAGGGUUAGGGUUAGGGUUAGUUCUGCAUUGUAUAUAGUAGACAUUGAGUAAUUAUUUGUAUUCCAAAUUCCAGAUAGGGGUGUAAGGAUACACUAAGAGCACAAUAUGAUAUAGAUCAUGAUAUGAAGGUCACAAUCUUAUGGUCCUGAUGGGCUACUUUGUAUAACAACAUCAAGUGAUCAUUAACUAUUUUGUUAAAAGAUAAAACUUAAAUGAUAUGGAAAAAUGUUAUUCAUACCAAAUAUAAAUCACAUGUAGUCAUCAUUCCAGAACCACUUGGUAGAAUGAUGGUACAUACAUGCAUACUGGAUUCUGUGGAGAUGCCAGCUGUUUUGAUUAUCUGUGUUGCUCUGCCCUGUCCAUUAACAUGUGGGAAGAGAUGGGUAACAAUCAAGUGUAUUAGAGACACUUUGUCCAGAAAUGCUUUGCUUGCUGUUCUCUAACAGCUCACACCAGGUGUGAAGUCAAAUCUACAAUAUACACUUGUGUCAACACUCGCAGGAUCAUACAUUUGAUUUCUGUCAAAACAGAGGAGAGGGCUCAAACAAGUUAUACUACUAUUAUGAUUUAUAUAUUGUAUAUGAUCAGAGUUGAAGGCAGGUUGGAGGUUUUUGACAAGCAUGGUUCCUUAAUCCUGGAGAUUGAGUGCAUCUCAAAUUUGCUACACGUGGUAUGGGGCUGCUAGAAAACCGCUAGUGGAGCUUCACUGGUAUGGGCUGUGUUAUUGUCCAAUGCUGACACUAAGAUGUAGCUUUAUAGUUUCAUCAACUUAGACCCAAAGAACACUUGUGUUAAUUUGUAGUUAAAAUAGUAAUGGUCUCAUAAUCUGCUAUAUACUGAGGAAGGAAAUGUAAAUGUUGCAAAAAUACUAAACUUGAUUUUCCCAGUUGAAAUACACAAACUUUUUUUUUUAAAUAUGACUGCUGUUUUUUUUUCUGUGUGUAUUUUCUUAGUAAAUGUUUUAAAUGUACAACUGCGUAUGUGGCAAGAGUGUAGUUUUCUAUAUUGAAGAAAACCUCCAAAUCACCAAUUAUAUUGUUCAAUGCCUCUUUGCAAAAAAGAAAAGUCCUUUCCAAUGUGCACCUCUAUUACAGGACGUCUGUGUAAUUCUUUAGGUUAUACUGCCACCUAGAGGUGGAUACACCAGGAACAUUCACAGAGUACUGUAGUUAUUCCAUGAGUUAGCCCAGGGGUGUCAAACUCCAUUCCUCGAGGGCCAACUUAAGCUCUCAAUUAACAUAAUUGAUCUAAUUAUUUGUUGAAUUUGACAUAUUUCAUAUUUUUCAACGUCUUUUACAGUUGAUUGUUUUAAAAAAUGCACUUGAUUCAAUGUACACUACCUAUGAAACACUUUGAGGCCUGAAGAAAAGUGUUAAAUGUGUCCAGUUAAUCAAAGAAUUAGAUCAAUUAAGUAAUUGAGAGCUUGUGUGGAAAGAAAGCCAGAAGACACUGCAGCCUUCCAGGAACUGAGUUUGACACCCCUGAGUUAGGCGAAUAACCCACGAGCCCCCAGAAGGGUCGAGCUGGGUCGUUUACAGCUAUUCUCAUGAGUGAAGUAACCACACACUAUGAAUGUUCAUGGAGUAUUCUGUUUAUAUAACACGUACAGUGUAUGGAAAAGAAAUCAGUGAAUUACUUUCCUUAGAUCAAGCUCUGCAUCUGUAUAUCAACAAGGCAUCAUUUGGAACACUGAUUCACCAGGUCAUUCUGUCGUUGGAUUUGAAUGAAUGCAAGAUGGAUUCCAAAAUGACAUCACUUGGGACUACCAAAUAUGAAAAAGUUAUUUGAUGCUAGAUCUCUCAACACUUGUUUUAUAAGUAUGUGUACUGCCAUUUUAAAAACCUCUUUGGGCUUGUAGGCUGUUUUAUACUGUAUAACCUAACUACUAAAACUGUGGUGCUGUUAACAAGUAUGUACAGUACAAACACGUGUAUUAGUUUUUAGUGUCCUUUCAUAGUUCUUGCACAAGAAAGCAUUAGAAGCUUAAUUGGCUCAAUUAAUUAAUGAAGAGUACAGUUGGAACAAAAACCAGGAGGACACCGGCCCUCCAGGACCAGGAUUGGACACCCCUGGUUUAGGCCAUUGUUAAAUUCUAAUUCCACCAGGUGAAUAUUUGUCGUCAGUUACCAUUUGAUUAGUUGCACUUACUCUACAUGAAAAUUGACUCUGUGGUGAUUGGUAGUGUAUUGCAGGAUAUAUAGUACCGGUAACAAUUCUAUAUACAUUACAUACAGUAUCAAAGUACCAAUCCCAUGGAGUUAAUGGGGAAGUGUAAUCUUCUAUAUCCUUUAAUACUCAAUAAGCCAACUGCUCUGUAAUUGUAAGACUAUCAAUAAAUAACUUGCAUUAUUAAUAA
Messenger RNA from Acipenser ruthenus (sterlet), 5653 nucleotides. RefSeq names its product solute carrier family 46 member 3 (gene slc46a3). Gene Ontology annotation, biological process: vacuolar transmembrane transport. The record is from RefSeq and is a predicted model, not a curated record. Gene Ontology annotation, molecular function: transmembrane transporter activity. Lineage: Eukaryota; Metazoa; Chordata; Actinopteri; Acipenseriformes; Acipenseridae. Gene Ontology annotation, cellular component: lysosomal membrane. The transcript is spliced from 7 exons. The coding region runs from base 365 to 1750 and encodes 461 amino acids.